This is a messenger RNA of Nicotiana tabacum (common tobacco), 1131 nucleotides long. RefSeq lists its product as uncharacterized. The record is from RefSeq and is a predicted model, not a curated record. Lineage: Eukaryota; Viridiplantae; Streptophyta; Magnoliopsida; Solanales; Solanaceae.
AGCUUUUUUUGGAAGAUUGAAGAUUUUAUUCACACUUCCCUGGGUUUUCAAGUUGAUUUCAACUGGUAACUGAAGCUGUUUUGCAAAUAAACUGCAGCUGAACUCCAACUUUUCCUCCUUUCUAGCUUUUAUUUGGCAAUUUUAGGUUGAUUCCUAAGCGACCAGGGUUGUGAAGCAAGAUGGUAAGAUAAAUUCAUGGUCUUAACUGGAGCGAGGCCCAUACUUGAAAUUAAACGAGUCCGUAGAAUCCAGAGAAUUUGGGGAAAAAAGAGCUAGGUGAUCUUCUUCUCCAAAAAGCAAGAAUUUGGUGACUCCUAUUGCUCCAGUGCCCCAACCGCAUAAAUCAGAGAUUCUCUGUAGAAUUGAUGAAUUGGUGAUGAUGAUGAAGGAACCAAACCAGAGAAGAGACAAAGAUAAUAGCGGUAGUAGUAGUAGUAGUAAUAUGAGAUGCCCGCACUGUGCGGGUCCUCUUUCUAAGGAGAUGGAGACAAGCCAGUGGACGGUUCCCCCUCUAAUCCGUGAUAGCUUUUCUAUGAUUGGUUCUGCGGUUGGUGGGACUACAAGUGCGUUCUAUGGGUUCAACCAUGUGAUGCCGAUCGUUAGAAGGUGGAUUAAAGGACCUAUGUGGUUGCAUUUCCUUGUUGGUGCCCCUCCUGUGAUAGUUUUCUCAUCUGCAUGUGCAGGGUUAGCAGGUGGUGCUGUUCCAGCAUUUGCUCAGCUAGCAUCUUCGUCUUACCAUGCCGCGAUUUCAUCUUCCUCGUCACCACCUACUGUUUCACAAGAUGAAAAGAUGAGAAAAUCUAGAACUUCUUCAACUCUGUAGCCUAAACACUAAGAGGAGAUGUUUUUACUAUCAGAUCCUGUGCAUUCUGCAGAUCAUCUUAGUUGGCUGUAGUCCUCCCUCUCCUGUUUGUUUUACCAGCUUUUGGCUACAUUUAAGAUUUCUGCUUUGUUCUGGUGAUUUAUUUUCCUUUUGAGAGAAUGUGCAACUUGUCCAUGUAAUGAGUUGUUUAUUUUGUAAAUUCCAACCUUAAUUUUACAGUGGAAGUAGCAAAUUUGCGAAUGUGUCCAGCUCCAUUGAACUGCAUUUCAGUUGUAAGUGAUUAAUUUCAGGAAAAGUUAUUUUUUUUA